This is a messenger RNA of Meloidogyne enterolobii, 408 nucleotides long. NCBI's taxonomy places the organism in Eukaryota, Metazoa, Nematoda, Chromadorea, Rhabditida, Meloidogynidae. The record is from the annotation of a GenBank genome assembly.
UUUGUUCAUAAAGGUAAGAUGUUAGGCCAAAGACUUGGAAAAAAAUUUUAUUUUAUUGCCUCUUCCACCUUUCGCGGUGAGCCUAUUAGAGAUCGAGCUGGGCGUGGACCAAGGCCUCGGUUUCUCCUGUACCCAGAUUCCAGGAACAGGCAUUAACCUUCCUGGGUUUUUCCUGGGCUGGGUUUUUCUUGGACUAGAGGCUAUGGAUCUGGCCAGGGCAAUAAAUCAAACACCAGAGUCCAGGCUCAGACCCAGGCUUUUCAAAAAUCUCUAUCUCCAGAGCCUAUCUCUGAUAUUUGCAAGAAAUCCUAUCAAAAUCGCAAAAAAAUUUCCUCCGAUAUUUCCUUCCAAAAUGUAAAAAAUAUAAAUUUCCAAAUCAAAUCAACCAACCUUUCUUUUCGUAUCAGA